CUGUCUAACAUUAAACCGCCUCACAGGAGCUGUGCAGAGUUCAGUGAUCAGUAUCAGUUUAUCAUGUAACCAGCUGAGAGGCUGCAGUGAAGCCGGGAGAGCAAUACAACUUUUCCUGGAAAGGGUCGUUUCUGCGCUUGCACGCUGACUCUGGACUAUAUUCUCUGAGUGUGCAUAGUUUUGUGUUCGGGAUGUUUGUGUGGAGGCAGAGGAAGCUGCAGACUCAUCUGCUGUCUGCGCUCAGAAACACACGGACGCCAUUGAGGCUCAAGCUGCAGACCCGCGCCUGUGCAGCGACCCCUGCAGCUCCUCACUUGCACAGCAACCACCUCGUGGUCAGCUAUGAGGGCACCCAGAUGCGUCUGAACUUCGUGUGGCUGCGGGACCACUGCCGCUCCGCCUCGUCCUACAACUCCAAAACCAACCAGAGGAACCUGGACACCGGCAGCAUAGAGCUCAACAUCCGCCCUGACACUGCAGCAGUGGAGGGUGGUCGCCUCGUCCUCACGUGGCCUGAUGGCCACGUGUCCAAGUACAGCCUGAGCUGGUUAGCUCAGAACAGCUAUGAGAGGAAGAAGAACAGCACUGUCCAGCCACGCUUCCUUUGGAACUCAGACAUGUACAAAAACGAAAACGUACCAUCAGCCAAAUGGGAGAGGUUUAUGAGCUGUGAUGACGAAGUGAAGAAGUUUCUUCAGAACUAUCUUCUGUACGGCAUCGCUUUUGUAGAUGAUGUCCCAGCUACAGUGGAGGCCACGGAGGCUGUUUCCCAGAGGGUCAGCCUCAUCAGAGAGACCACGUAUGGAAGAAUGUGGUGCUUUACUUCAGACCAUUCCAGAGGGGACAGCGCCUACAGCCAGCUGGCCCUGGAUCGCCACACUGACACCUCCUACUUUCAGGAGCCAUGUGGAAUACAGGUUUUCCACUGCCUGAAGCACGAGGGCACUGGGGGAAGGACACUACUUGUAGAUGGGUUCUACGCUGCGGAGAAGUUACGGCAGCGGUCGCCUGAAAACUUUGAGCUGCUUUCCCGUGUGCCUAUCAAACACGAGUACAUUGAAAACACUGACAACCACCAAAACCACAUGAACGGAGUCGGGCCUGUGCUAAACGUCUAUCCUUGGAACGAUGAAGUUUACCUGAUCAGAUACAACAACUAUGACCGAUCAGUGAUUAACACAGUCCCCCAUGACGUUGUCCAGAGAUGGUAUGAAGCACAUCGAGAGUUGACAACAGAACUGAGGCGACCAGAGAACGAGCUGUGGGUGAAACUGACUCCAGGAAAAGUGAUUUUCAUAGACAACUGGCGAGUCAUGCAUGGGAGGGAGUCAUUCACUGGCUUGAGGCAGCUGUGUGGAUGUUAUCUGACCAGAGAUGACGUCCUCAGUGCAGCACGUGGCUUUGACCUGCAGGCCUGAUCCUGGACUUCACUUCACUUCUGUGCCUUGUUGUUUAGCUUUUUUAAUAUAAGAUUACUCAGGUCUGCACUUCAGAAAAUUUAAAACAGUCUAAGUCUUUCACAUGGAGCAAGUUUAUGUACAUUUUUUGCAGGAAUUGGGUAUGAUCAAGGAUCCAGUAAUCGUUUUUCACUUUCUUCAACAUUUUCGUUGAUUUCUCAGAGAAUACUUUGUUUAUCCCGAAUGAAUAAAACCUGGCGUAUUUAGGGGACUGACAUUUAUGGGAGUGAAAAUGAAUGCAGAUCCAAAUAAAAAGCCAGAUCUAGUGGAUUUAAAUGUUUCAUAAGGAGAUUGUUGGGCAUUGAUGGAGGUUUGCACUGUACUAAGUUGUCUCAUAUUUUUCAGUCACCUAAUCAUCCUCUAAUUUCCACAACACUGGUGUGAUAUGAUAUUAUCAAUAAAGACCCUGUU
Paralichthys olivaceus (Japanese flounder) is the source of this 1868-nucleotide messenger RNA. It is a transcript of the gene tmlhe, whose product is annotated as trimethyllysine hydroxylase, epsilon. Gene Ontology annotation, cellular component: mitochondrion. Gene Ontology annotation, biological process: carnitine biosynthetic process. The record is from RefSeq and is a predicted model, not a curated record. Gene Ontology annotation, molecular function: iron ion binding; trimethyllysine dioxygenase activity. NCBI's taxonomy places the organism in Eukaryota, Metazoa, Chordata, Actinopteri, Pleuronectiformes, Paralichthyidae.